AUGGGUAGAAAAAAUACCAAUCCUGUUGGCCGUUUAUUUUUCACUUUCAAUAAUGAAACAAAUGAGUCCAAAUGUACUGUUGGAGGAUGUAUAAAACCUAUUUUAAAAGGUCGCCAUAGCAAUAAUCUAGAAACCCAUAUUCGUAGUUACCAUCAUAACGAAUAUAUUAAUUUACAAACAGUAAAAAAUGAUGAUGGUCAAAAUAAGCGUCAACAUAAUAGUGAUACCGAUUUAUUUCCAUCAAAAAAAUGUGGUCCGUUGGAUUCUAUGAUAAAUGUUUCAAAGAAAAAAUUAUAUGUAAAUAUUGAUAAAUUUAAAGUACUAGAAGCCUGUACCGAAAUGGUAACAGUCAAUGGACGUCCUCUAACUAUAUUUCACGAUUCAGGAUUCAAAAAAAUUUUGGAUCCCCUCACAGCAGCAAUUGGUGAAGGAUUUACAAUCAAUUCACACAACAUUAAGAAAAAUAUUUUUUUGGCCUCAAAUACAAUCAUCAAAGAAAUAACUAAUGAUGUCAACAAUAAAUUAAUUAGUCUGAAAAUUGAUUGUGUUAAACGCCACAACCGUUCUAUAAUGGGAGUGAAUAUCCAGUAUGUAAAAAAUGGUAGAGUUUGUUUGGCAACUUUAGCGAUGAAAGAAGUUCAUGAACAACACACUGCCGAUAAUUUUAAAAAAAUGCUUCUUGAAGUGUUACAAAAGUAUGAUAUGGUUAAACAACAAAUUUAUAGUAUCACUUGUGAUAAUGCAUCAAAUAUGGUGAAGUUAGCGAGAAUAAUGAAUGAUGAAUGUGAAGAAAUAAAUGUGAUAGUACCCAAUUUAAAUGAAAAUGAUUCUGAUUCUGAUAUUGACUUGGAAUAUGAAAAU
Metopolophium dirhodum (rose-grain aphid) is the source of this 861-nucleotide messenger RNA. RefSeq lists its product as uncharacterized. The transcript has 4 exons. The annotation marks the transcript as partial. Lineage: Eukaryota; Metazoa; Arthropoda; Insecta; Hemiptera; Aphididae. The record is from RefSeq and is a predicted model, not a curated record.